GUCCCGGUUUGUACGAAACAAUCGUCGGUGGCGCUGUAAUAUUUUCAAGUAUCACCGUCGUUUUUUAAUUUACUCUUGACCUGGAUUAACUCUUUUCCGCGGACUGACGCUGAAGUAUUCCUAUUCAUUAGUCUUUCCUCGUGGUUAUUCAAUUCGAAAUGGUCGCGGAAAGUUUGUCCUAAAUGGAGCCGAGCAAAGUGACCAGUAAAACGAGCAGUUUGAAAUCGUUGGUGCUAAAAGCGUGGGGAGAACGUUGGACAGAAAUCCAGUGGGGCAUAUCCAUAAAAUCGGUUCUACCAAGAGGAGUAAGUGGAGAUGUUUAUAAUUUGGCCGAUAUAAUAUUGUCCCAGGCUUUGGUCGGUUCUUAUCCCAAUGAAUUGGUACUUUCCUAUUUAAGACACUCAUUAAACUGCCAACUUGUGUCUUAUGCAGCAAUUCUUCAACGUAUUAGCAAAUAUGAUAAAUUUCAUAAGAGAUCAUGUGUCAUUGUCUUGCUGGAUUUCCUAGAAUCAACACUUCAUGGUAUAACAUGUCGAGGCAAACCAGAAGAGAGUGUACUUCCUGGAGCACUAUUAUCAUUGGUAGAUUGGCUGUUGACAUGUAUUCGUAGUGGACAUGUGCCUAAAAAUGGUACCACAAAUCGACUUGAAGAUCGUAUUGCUAAUAAAUCCAUCCAAAUUUUAGAAUACCUUUUGAAUAAUGAUUUUGUAUUUGCCAUGCUUUAUUUGGCAAAACACGAUGAUGCUAAUCUAUACUUGAUUGUUGUCAACAAGUGUCAAGAAAUCAGCCAAGAUGUACAAAAUUCAAUAGACACAAAUAUUCCACACGUGCACUCGGUUUUAAUACAAUUAUGUAAUAUUGACUUCAAAAAUUCAAUAAAACUUACAGCAAUGGAAUCAGUUACAACAUAUAAUGAACCAAUCACAUAUGUGUUACAACCGUUAUUAGCCAUUAGAGUCAUGUUGAACCCUACAGCAGAGACGCAAGUACUGGUAGAUAAAUUGAAAUUGAUUCGUCAAAUAAAAGGUUACAGCAAUCCUCGGUUGUACUGCGAAUUAAUUCGUGCUUGUCUCAUGUGUCUGCGAGAUUCUUUGAGUAAAGAAGAUCAUGGACCCCAGUGGGGUGCAUUUACAUUCAUCAAACUUCCUCAUAUCAUAAAACAUCUUUGUGAGGAUUCUAAAAGUUUUAAAGCCUCCGAAGAAGUGAUUCAAGGAUUUGAAAUGCUGUUAGAAAUGUUUCCACUAUUAGAUUUUAUUGAUUCGCAUACAGCCUGCAGUUCAAUAGAGCUUUUGCUUAAUGAAUUAGUGAAAUUAGAUUUUGUGACAGAGAAUCAAUGUAGUUCAAUAAUUAACAGGAGAGCAAGUGUUGUUUCAACACUCAACAGUCCAAAACCACCAUCCAAUGUCUUGACAAUUAUUAUGAGAACAGAACCUACAUUACAACGAAUGCUUAGAACAUUUGACUCUGAGUACUCUAAAAUUCAAGAGGCUUUAGUAAGUGUACUAAGUCAAGUACUCACUGGAAAAAGUUUAGAAUUGAUUUUGGCAGCCGCAUCAGUGGAGGGCAAACUUCGCAUGUUUGUUUCUAAAGUUAUUAAAUGUAACGAAUUCAGCAAACAAAUCAAUCUACAAGAUACUCCCAAAUCUAUAUGCACAAAUGCAGUAUUAUUUGAUAUGACAUUCUUGAUGCUCUGUUUUAUUACUCAAAAAUAUGGACAUCAAGCAAUUUUGACCGAUGGUGGUAGUAAUGAUACAUUCUUCGAAAAAUGGUGUCGACAGUGUAUGGUUGAACUAGGAAAUCCUAAGUCUCAUGAAACUAUAAUGGGUGAAUGUGAUCCAAAUAAAGUAGAAGCACUAUUAACAGCUAUUGAUAACGGAGAAGAAUUAAUAAACUGUGAUUCGAGUUGGGAUCAAAUUUGUAUAUCUAUAAUUGGAGCCACUCACGAUGUAUUAGUUGCCUGGGAAAACUCUACUCUUAGUAGUAAUGACGUGAAACGUAUUUUAGAUUCAAUGGGUUCUUCCAUGUUUUGUUUGCCUAUUUGUGCAGCAGCAUGGCUUUGUUCUUACAUGCAGGUAUUACAUCAAGACGCUUUACUUAAGCCACUAAACAUGGUACAGCAGUUAUUAAAUGUUAUUCCUGAACCUGAAGAGAAUACAGAAACCUUCUCUCAAUGCCGUCAAGCAUUAAUGUGUCGAAUAAUUCGGAAAAUGCAGCAAGACUUGCACCCACCAACAAUGCCAUCAAAACCUUCUCACAGUAUCGUAUCAAAAGAUUCCAUCCUUGAACAGCUCAUACCCAUUUGGGAGAGUAUUUUGGAAGAAGGUUGGUUAAAUAUAAAAGCUGCUCAAAAAUUGAAAACUACAUUGUUCACAGCAGGAUCAGAUUGGUUUGUCAACAAUUUGAUAAAAGAAAUGAUGAAGUUGCAGUACCGCGAUGAGCUCGAAAAAGCUGUAGAUUUACUAUUCGCCAUAUUUCACUUUGAUAUUGAGUUCUGUACACUUGCAUUACUUGAAUUAAUGCCUCAGUAUUUGUUUAAUCCAGAUAUAAAUGUGGAGCUGAUUGAACCGCAACAGACUGCUUUGGCUAAAUUGUGUUCAUACUGCAUUUAUGCAUCAGUGGAAUUUCAACAAAAUAGUAUGGUUAAAAACGAAGUUCUCAAAACUACAAAUAGCAUGGAUAUUGACAUUGAUAACUCAUGGCCACCUAAUAAAAUUAUGCGUCUGGAUAAUGGUGACUGUGAUAACACUGGUACUGGUAUAAAUGGAACAUUAUUAAGAGCAUUAGUCGCACUUUUUCGUCGUAUUGCUGUAGUCGCUUCUAGACAUGAACAGUUGUGUCGAGAAACUCAUUUCGUACUUAGAUUACUCGAGCAACUUGUCAUGUGUGGACGUGGAUCUUCGCAAAUCAUUCUUAAACAUUUGCCACCAUCACUGUUACCAAAUCUUAUACGCUGCGUUCCAGAACUUUUUACUGUUGACCUGAUAUUGAACUUAUAUGACUUAAAUUGGCCGUCUGGUCGUAAAGCUGCCACUAGUGAUCUGUGCCUAUUGCAGAAAACCCGUUGUGCAAAAAACACAGAGUAUUUGUAGUCAAGUAUUACUAGUGAAGAUCAAUUAUACGGAUAUUCUGAAUAAUCGAGCCACAAAAUGAAAUGUUGGUCUAAUACUGAUACAGAUCGAUAUAGGUCACGGAUGUACUACCGAUUUGAAAUCACUCCGCAAUAUUACAACAACAAAUUAAAAAACCAUUAUUAAUAAUAUAAUACUUUUGGGAUUGUUUUUGAUAUAAUUAUACUGAGGGAUU
Molecule: messenger RNA, 3303 nt
Organism: Sipha flava (yellow sugarcane aphid)
Lineage: Eukaryota; Metazoa; Arthropoda; Insecta; Hemiptera; Aphididae
Gene: MED24
Product: mediator of RNA polymerase II transcription subunit 24
Exons: 20
Coding region: 183-3089 (968 amino acids)
Cellular component (GO): mediator complex
Molecular function (GO): transcription coregulator activity
Source: RefSeq, a predicted model, not a curated record